This is a messenger RNA of Centruroides sculpturatus (bark scorpion), 1640 nucleotides long. RefSeq names its product slowpoke-binding protein-like. The record is from RefSeq and is a predicted model, not a curated record. The transcript has 6 exons. Bases 622 to 1107 code for a protein of 161 amino acids. Lineage: Eukaryota; Metazoa; Arthropoda; Arachnida; Scorpiones; Buthidae.
CUCAUGGUGCUGACAUCACAUGACAGGCCUUGCAAAGUGUUGCAAUCAUGGAUUGGCCCGCCCAGUCUCCAGAUUUAUCUCUAUAGAGCAUUUCUGGGAUGCCAUGGAUAGAUGGAUUACGUCUCAUAGCCAUCCAGCGCGCACUGUAUAACAACUGAUUGCACAAGUUGUGCAGGCAUGGAGAGAUAUAACCCAACAAGACAUUCAAGCACUUAUUGUUUCAAUGCCUGCAAGGAUCCAAGAGUAUAUCCAUGCUCAAGGUGGCCAUACCUCUUACAGAAACAUGUACCAAACAGCAAUAAAACUUCGUGUAAUUCAUUUCAUUUUGUGUUCAUUUCUUCUGCGUAUGCCCCUGUACAUGUUUACCAAGUUUCAUGAAUUUCUAUCAAUUCCAUCUAGGUGUAACACUUUCAAUUUCUGCCAGUGUAUAAGGGAUCAAAGAAAUUUUCCAUUAAUGACAUGUUUUCGCUCUAUACAGGUCCUGUUAUAGACAGGUUUGACUGUACUCGCAUUUAAAUAAAAUAGAGAAAAAAAGAUUUUUAUUAAUAUUCAAAAUAAUCAGUUUAAUUAACUAAUAUAAUUUUUAUUCCACAUUAAUUUCAAAUAAAGCUGAAUCCCUUAAUGUUCUAUAUUAUAAAAUUUGAUAUUUGUUUUUUAUUAAUCAACAUUGCAGGUCAUCUUUUGUUUGAGAUGGCUGCUGGUUAUGAACUCAAUACUCCUUAUCCAAAAGAAAAGAAUUACAGGGAUUUAAAUCAUUGUCCACGGAUUAUUAAAGUCUUAAAAUUUAUUUUUAGACAAGAAGGUAUUCAUUAUCCUCUUAUACAAGAAAUAUCUCGGUUAGAAUUUUUUAGACAUAUUGAUUUGAGAGAACUUCGUUCACAUUCUUUUCCAGCGAAUCUAAGCAUUUCUGCACAUACACUACUCAGAGAUGUUCGUUAUUAUCAAAAAUAUCACAUUAGAACUUCACCAUUUUCUACACUAUCACCGACCGAAAGAAGUUCUAAUAAUUAUUUAAAUUUAGGGGAUAGGCAUCUGGACUGCACUCAAUGGAGAACAGUUAGUCCAUAUCAUAAAACUUCGGACUCUCGCACAUUCUACGUUGUGUAAUUUUGAUAAUUCCAUAGUUAAAAAUUCUUAUUAUAAUUUCAGUUAUAUUCUAUAAUAACUGAUUUUCCAAAAAAAAAAGACUUAAAAAAAUAAAAAUAAAGCACUAAAGAUUUGUAUUGUGUAAAAGAUAGGGUAGUACAAUUUUGAUACAAUUACUUACAAGGCAAUGGGAUUAAAUGGGGUGUUAAAGCUGUUGCCGAUCGGUUUAUGGUGAAUAAUAAUUGACAACUUGAAAACUAAUCCUUUCAGAACCAGAUAUUUUUACCAAUACGAUAUUUACGAUAUGUAUGUUUUCAUGUUAUUUAGAGAAAAUAUUAUUUUUAUAACAUGCUCAUAUAUAUAUGUAAUAUAAUAUAUUAAAUUACUAAUGUUAUGUACAUAUUUUUUUUUUAUUAUUACAGAAAUUCUAUUCCUUUUAUAAUUGAGGUAAAUCAAGAAAUAUUGUUAAAAUUAACUGAUUUUUAUGAAUCUUUUCCUCAAAGAAUUAAUAUGAGUACAAUAUACCUGUAGGGAUCUAACAUGCUAUUAAUGCU